This is a messenger RNA of Phytophthora infestans T30-4, 1440 nucleotides long. RefSeq lists its product as uncharacterized. Gene Ontology annotation, molecular function: 2-oxoglutarate-dependent dioxygenase activity. The coding region runs from base 1 to 1440 and encodes 479 amino acids. NCBI's taxonomy places the organism in Eukaryota, Oomycota, Peronosporomycetes, Peronosporales, Peronosporaceae. The transcript has a single exon. The record is from RefSeq and is a predicted model, not a curated record.
AUGGCUGGCGCAGCAACGACAAUGAACACGGACUCGCAAAAACGUUUGCGUACCAACGAAGAAGGUGAUUCAGUCGAUGCAGCCGAGACACAGUUUGUCAAUGAGUACAAUGGCUACAAAUUGCCGGAAGAUAAUUGCACCAUUAAACGCAUUCCAGUUAACAGCGUCACACCGGAGCAGUUCUUUGCCAACUAUGUGUGCACACGGACACCAGUAGUGCUGACCGGGUAUCUAUCGGACGAGGAGUUUACUGCACCAAGUAAGUGGGCAAGCUCCGACGAACGUCUCAUCGAACUUGCAGGAGACACGAAGCUGACGGUGGAACGUCGUGGAGAUGUCCACGAUAAGUUUGGCAAGGGAGUUGCAGUAGAAAUGCCGUUUCGUGACCUUCUCAUGCUCAUCGCAUCGGGUGACGAGAUGCACUAUCUGACGACACAGGAGGUGGCAUUUGAAGAGAAUGGAAGGCCGGAGGUUAUGGCUCCAUUCAUGAAGAAGUUACAAACGGACUUUCCGAUGCGUCCGAAGCUUAUGGGCCACUUGAUACCGCAGAAUAUCAACAUGUGGAUGGGAAACAACAAGCACGGAUCGUCAUCAGGACUGCAUCAUGAUCACCACGACAACCUCUACAUUUUAAUGCGCGGCAAGAAGCGCUUUCGGUUGUAUUCCCCCGGAGACGCUGACAAGAUGUAUGUGCGUGGACGGAUGGCACAUGUGCAUCCAAAUGGAUUAAUUAACUAUGUAGGGAAGGAGACGACGCCGUAUGGAGCCGAUCCGGCUGCGGAGCGUGAGGCGCUUGCUGCUAUUCAGAGGAAUGAAGCCGAACGCGAGUUGGCUGAAGCGGAGAAAGCAGUGGAAGCGGGAGAACCGGGAGCGGAAGCUCGUCUGGAAGCGGCUGAGGAACAGCUGGAGAAGGCCAUGUUCGAUGUGCUGCGUGCCGAUAAUAGUGACGAUGAAGGCGAUGAGGAGUUUGAAGACGGCGCGUUCCACUUCGAAGAGAGCGAAGCGGAGGGAGACGAUGAGAGCGAAGUGGGAGAGCUGGAUGAACUCGCUUUGGACCCUGUAGAGGAGGAAAAGAAAGACACUAAGCGCGAUGUUGGGGAGACCGAGGUCACGUACCCAGUGAGUUUUAGCCAGGUGGACACGCUCAGAUUGCGGGACGGCGAAGAGGCAACGCGAGAGCUACAUGCGGAGUUCCCUAAGUUUUGUGACGCUAAGGCAGCGUUCUGCGACUUAGAGGCGGGGGACAUGCUCUUCCUACCUGCGUCAUGGUUCCACGAGGUGGAGUCAUUCGGAUCUGCUCAAGGCAACGGCCACUUGGCUCUGAACUACUGGUUCCAGCCACCAGACCAACUCACACCCGAACACUUCACGUCGCCGUAUUCAUCAUCCUUCUGGCAACGUGACUGGGAUCAGCGUUUUAAAACUAAGGAAGAAGAUUAA